AUGGAUAUUACUCUAGCCUACGCGAUCGGUUUGGGCGGCUUGUUGUUUCUCCUCAUUCUCAUGAACUUUCGCCAGUGGCUUCUGUUUGGUUGGAAGAAGGUCGUACCCUUCUCCCUCAAAUAUUUUGUGUAUCCACAGAUUCGUCACCGGUUGACUGGGGCGUGGCACCCGGCUGGUGUCAUUGCAGGGCUUCUGUACAGUGGGGUCAACGUCUUUUGUGUCUGCUUCAAAGUGCGCUCUGUCUGGGUGGCCGGUCUGCGGGCGGCCAAUCUCUCGCUCAUCAACCUGAUCCCUCUCAUGGCGGGCCCUCAUCUGAGUUUUCCAGCCGAUCUCUUGGGCGUCACAUUACGCACGUACCGGCGAUUUCAUCGUUCCUUAGGGCUCAUGUCAUCGGUCCUGUUGGGCUUCCACGUUCUCACUGUGCUCGUGGAGAAGAAACCAUUUCCCUUGCAGAUCUCGGAAAACCUCUUUGGACUGAUCGGGACAAUAUCAUUGGGCAUCCUCGUGCCUCUCUCAAACCCAUUGCUUCGCCGUCCGUUCUACGAGUUCUUCCUUCGCCUGCAUCAGACCCUGGCUGUCACGGCGACUUACAGCAUAUGGAGCCACUUGAAGAAGAGCCAUUCUCUUCCACAAAAGUACAUUUACGUUACCAUUGGUACAUUCUUGCUGACCGUUCUCGUCCAAUGCGGACUCAUUGUGUACCAAACCGGAGUGGUAGGGAACGGGUUCGCCAGAGUCAAGAUCACCAAUAUCAAAGAAAUGCUGAACAGGGAGCAUGUCAUCAUACAGCAGGAAGUGAUGACGCUUCAAGUACGCCUCACCUCGCCAGUCCAGGUGAAGCCAGGGCAAUACAUCUGCUUAUGGAUUCCCUGGUUUGGCCUCCUGCAGAGCCACCCUUUCAUUAUAACAUCCUGGUCGGAUGAAAGUCUAGAAUCCUUGGACAUUUUCGUGGAGCCACGUGACGGCCUGACCAGAAAGCUUUUGCGAUAUUCGGACUCUAGCCGCGGGAGCGGCACUUUAUACAAAGCCUUGUUCAGUGGGCCUCACGGUACUACCGUCCCAGCUGGAACUUAUGAGACGGUCUUAAUGAUGGCGGAUGGCUUUGGUGUCGUCUCGUACCUCCCUUACCUGAAGCAGCUCAUUCAUGGAUAUAAUGCCUGCAAGAUUCGCACUCGUCGAAUCCAUUUGGUGUGGCAAUUGGAGACAAAAGAUUUGGGAUAUGCCGCCGCAGACUUGUUGAAUGAUGCGCUCGUCGGUGACACACUUAGUGUCGAUAACGGCACCGACGAUAUGAGCGACGAAAAGUCGGCCAAGGGGAAGAUUCUCAGUAUUUCGAUCUACAUCCGCUGGGCGAGCCAGGAUCGAGUGCCAUUUGGGAGACGCGCGAUCGCGUACAGUGGCAUGGCUGAUGUGGAAGCGAUUUUCCAAGAAGAGGCGGCAGGGAAACACAUCAAACGGGUACAGGAGGAAUCAGGCGAGAGGGGAGAGAUGUUGGUGAUGGUGUCUGGAAGCAACGACCUUCGAGAUCGGUUGCGACGUCUAGUCCGUCCCUUGGCUGAUAAGAAAGUCAGGCUGGAGGAACUAGAAUAUCAGCCCGGUGACUAG
This is a messenger RNA of Exophiala dermatitidis NIH/UT8656, 1605 nucleotides long. RefSeq names its product cell surface metalloreductase (FreA). The transcript has 5 exons. The record is from RefSeq and is a predicted model, not a curated record. Lineage: Eukaryota; Fungi; Ascomycota; Eurotiomycetes; Chaetothyriales; Herpotrichiellaceae. Gene Ontology annotation, cellular component: plasma membrane. Gene Ontology annotation, molecular function: ferric-chelate reductase activity. Bases 1 to 1605 code for a protein of 534 amino acids. Gene Ontology annotation, biological process: copper ion import; intracellular iron ion homeostasis; iron ion transport.